AUGGCGCUUGAAGAGCCACUCCUGGCUCCACGGCCAUCCUCCGAACGGUCCUCGAUUCGAUACGCGGAAGAAGAAGAUGCCCUUUUGACCGGCGAGCGGACGCCCCGCCGUGAAUCACGACGGGGCUGGGGCUUUUGGAGAGAAGUUGGGGCCUUCGCAUGGGCUAUCAUCGCCACAAUUAUCGUUAUUGUCUUGGCUGUGGUCUACCAGCACGAGUCUGCCAAGGGUCAUCAUGAUUCACGAAACAACUGGGGCCCGGGCGGCAAGCCGACCGGCAAACGUAAUCUGAUCUUUAUGGUCUCCGAUGGAAUGGGCCCGACCAGUCUCUCCAUGACGAGGAGCUUCCGCCAACACACGGAGGGCCUUCCUAUCGAUGACACGUUGAUCUUGGAUCAACACCAUAUUGGCACCUCGCGGACACGCUCCAGCAACAGUCUGGUAACGGACUCGGCAGCUGGUGCGACGGCCUUCUCGUGCGGGUUUAAGAGCUACAACGAAGCAAUUUCAGUUCUCCCCGAUCAUUCACCUUGCGGAACUGUUCUCGAGGCUGCUUCGUUGGCAGGCUACAAAACAGGACUGGUCGUCACGACCCGCUUGACAGAUGCAACCCCGGCUUGCUUUGUCGCGCACGCCAACCUGCGACGGUACGAGGAUAGCAUUGCAGAGCAGGAAGCUGGUGAACACCCUCUGGGUCGGGUGGUUGACCUCAUGAUGGGCGGUGGACGAUGCCAUUUCCUGCCUAAUACCACGGACGGUAGCUGCCGUGGCGACGACCGCGAUCUCGUUGAAGUUGCAUCGAAGAACGGCUUCAACUAUCUGCAGGACCGGGCUGGCUUCGAUUCUCUCAAAGGCGGCUCUGAGGCCAAGCUGCCUCUGCUGGGUCUCUUUGCUGGCGGGGACAUUCCUUACGAGGUCGACCGCCGCUCGCAGAAUGACAAGUACCCCUCCCUGGAGGAGAUGACUCGCACUGCUUUGACUACCUUGAGCGAAGCGACUCGGGACAGUGAGCAAGGAUUCUUCAUCAUGAUCGAAGGAUCGCGCAUCGACCACGCCGGUCACGGCAACGACCCUGUUGCACAGGUGCAUGAGGUGAUAGCGUACGACAGGGCUUUCGCUGCCGUGCUGGAAUUCCUGGAGAAGGACUCGACCCCCGGUGUGGUUGUGAGCACUUCUGACCACGAGACCGGUGGACUGUCUGCUGCGAGACAGCUGCACAAGAGCUACCCCGAGUACCUCUGGCUGCCCGGUGAAUUGGGCAAGGCUAAACACUCCAGCGAAUACGCCUAUGCCAAGUUGAAGGAAUACAUCUCUGGAGCGGGCAAGGACGACCAUGAGUCGAAGCAACGCGCCUACAUCCGCAAAACCUUGCUGGAAGAGGAUCUGGGCAUCACAGACGCUACGGAUGACGAGGUGGAAAUCCUUCUCCACCCUGACCCUCAAGUCUCGUCCGACCAUGUCUUUGCUGAUAUGCUCAGCCGCCGAGCACAGAUCGGCUGGUCCACUCACGGCCACUCCGCCGUCGACGUCAAUAUCUACGCAUCCUCAUCCCAGGAUGCCUGGCCGCUGAUGGGCAACCAUGAGAACAUAGAAAUAGGCCACUUCCUCGCCGAUUAUCUGGAUCUCGACGUCGCCGCAGUGACCAAGCGCCUCCAGUCCUCAUCCUACUGGACGGCCUCCGGCGAGGAGGCCGUCGACCAGGAAAAAUACAGCUGGCUGGGUGAUCCGCUGGGCUCGAAGGUCCGGACCGAGGGCCUGGACACCUACCAUGGCGACUUCAGGAAGCGAUCCAUCGAUGAAUGUGGAUGUGGCGGGCUCCACUAA
This is a messenger RNA of Penicillium cinerascens, 1821 nucleotides long. RefSeq names its product alkaline phosphatase. The transcript has 2 exons. Lineage: Eukaryota; Fungi; Ascomycota; Eurotiomycetes; Eurotiales; Aspergillaceae. Gene Ontology annotation, biological process: dephosphorylation. Gene Ontology annotation, cellular component: fungal-type vacuole membrane. Bases 1 to 1821 code for a protein of 606 amino acids. The record is from RefSeq and is a predicted model, not a curated record. Gene Ontology annotation, molecular function: alkaline phosphatase activity.